Scheffersomyces stipitis CBS 6054 is the source of this 2582-nucleotide messenger RNA. RefSeq names its product RNA-binding ribosome biosynthesis protein. The transcript has a single exon. NCBI's taxonomy places the organism in Eukaryota, Fungi, Ascomycota, Pichiomycetes, Serinales, Debaryomycetaceae. Gene Ontology annotation, molecular function: RNA binding. The record is from RefSeq and is a predicted model, not a curated record. The coding region runs from base 19 to 2535 and encodes 838 amino acids.
CUUAUUUACUAGCCCAAUAUGUCUCGUUUGAUCGUGAAGGGACUCCCCAAGUAUUAUACUGAGGAUAAGUUGAGGGAAUUUUUUGGAAAGCAGGGCGAUGUCACUGAUGUCAAAUUGAUGAAAAAGAGAAAUGGAGAAUCAAGAAGAUUUGCGUUUGUAGGUUAUAAGUCGUUCGAAGAUGCAGAAAAGGCGGCCUCAUUCUUCAACAAGUCGUUUAUAGACACUGCCAGAAUCGAUGUGGAGUUGGCAAAAACCUUUUCUGAUCCAAAUGUGCCAAUGUCGUUUAAGGAUAGAAAGAGACAAAACGAAGAAAGAUUGAGAGAACAGGAAGAAAGAUUGCUUCAGCAAGAACAACAGCAGAAAAAGCGAAGAAAAAAUGUGAACACCAUCGACGACGAAAUUGCUGCUGAUCCCAAGUUGAGAGAGUUUAUGGAAGUUAUGAAGCCUUCACAUCAAGUCAAGUCAUGGGCAAAUGAUUCAACAGCUGAUGGAUCAGGUGCUCCUUCGGCUGCUGCACUUGAAGAAGCCUUGGCUAAGCAAGAUAGCGGUAUAAAGGAGGAGCUUAGCCAGAAGUAUGAAGUCAAACAGGCACGUGAGGUCGAGAGUGACGACGAAUAUGAUGACUUUGUAGCCAAUAGGAAGCACAGUGAAGACGACGAGGAAGAAAUGAUGAGUUUAGACAACUUGAAAAAGCCAGAAGCCGAGGCUGACGUCGAAGAGACUGCUGAUAUUGCUGCUGAUGAAAAUGUCUCGGACUUGGACUGGUUGAAGUCGAGGCGUAUCCGUAUCAGAGACAACGAAGAAGAAAAAAAGGAAGAAUCCGUGGGAGAAGUAGUUGAGGAAACGGCUGAAUCUGAAGAACACAGGGCUAGACCUCGGAGACAGGUAGAAAUAGAAGAGUCUUUAGAAGAAGUCACAGCUGCCAAAAUUGCAGUUACGGGUCGUUUGUUCAUCAGAAACAUCUUGUACACCUCCACAGAAGCAGAGUUCAGAGAUCUUUUUGAACAAUAUGGACCUCUUCAGGAAGUACAUAUUGCUGUAGAUACUCGAACCGGAAAGUCCAAAGGGUUUGUGUAUGUACAAUUUGAAAACAGCUCUGAUGCCGUCCAAGCCUACGAAGCCUUGGAUAAGCAGAUUUUCCAGGGCCGUUUAUUGCAUAUUUUACCGGGAGAGAAGAAAAAAGACCACCGACUAGACGAGUUUGACAUCAAAAACUUGCCGUUGAAGAAACAGCGUGAAUUGAAGAAGAAAUCGCAAGCUUCGAAGAGUCAAUUCAGUUGGAACUCGCUUUAUAUGAACACAGAUGCUGUAUUGGAUUCUGUUGCUGCCAAGAUGGGAGUUUCCAAGUCUCAGUUGAUAGAUCCACAAAACUCGUCUUCUGCUGUUAAGCAAGCAUUAGCAGAAGCUCACGUAAUCGGCGAUGUUAGGAAGUAUUUCGAAGACAGAGGUGUAGAUUUGACUACUUUUGACAGAAAGGAGAGGGACGACAAGGUUAUUCUUGUCAAGAACUUUCCGUAUGGAACCACCAUUGAGGAAAUUGGUGAGAUGUUCACGCAAUAUGGUUCUUUGAAGAGAAUGUUGAUGCCUCCAGCUGGUACGAUUGCUAUCGUGGAAUUCCGUGAUGCCCCAGCAGCCAGAGCAGCAUUUACCAAAUUGGCAUACAGAAGAUUCAAGAAGAGUAUUAUAUAUCUCGAAAAGGGUCCCAAAGACUUAUUCACUCGUGAACCUUCUGUUCAUGAAACCGUGGACAAACAAGAGCAGAUUGAAAAUGCAGUUGAAGUUAAGGUUACAGCCAGCGAUGUCUUAGGAGAAUCUUCCAAGAAUGAACAAGAACAAAACGAAAUAGAAGGUCCAACAGUUUCGAUCUUCGUGAAGAACUUAAACUUCGCUACUACUGCCUUGCAAUUAACUGAACUUUUUAACCCAUUGGCAGGUUUUGUAGUUGCUACUAUUAAAACCAAACCGGAUCCGAAGAAUUCUGGUGGUGUGUUGAGUAUGGGAUUUGGCUUUGUGGAAUUCAGAACUAAAGAACAAGCCAACGCUGCCAUUUCGGCCUUGGACGGACACGUGUUGGAAGGACACAAGUUGCAAUUGAAACUUUCUCAUAGACAAGGUGGUUCAUCGGCAGGAUCCAAGACUAGCAAGUCUGGAUCCAACAAAAUUAUCAUCAAGAACUUGCCAUUUGAAGCUACCAGAAAAGAUAUUUUGGAAUUGUUUGGUGCUUUCGGUCAAUUGAAGUCUGUGAGAGUGCCAAAGAAAUUCGACAAAUCUGCCAGAGGUUUUGCCUUCGUGGAAUUCAACUUGUUGAAAGAAGCUGAGAAUGCUAUGAACCAAUUGGAAGGUGUUCACUUGCUCGGUAGAAGAUUAGUAAUGCAAUACGCUGAACAAGACUCGGAGUCAGCAGAAGCAGAAAUCGAGAAGAUGACCAGCAAAGUGAGAAAGCAAGUUGCUACGCAACAAUUAGCAGCAAUCAGAUUGACCGGUAAGGGAAAGAUCGAGCUUGAAGACAAGAAGGAUGAGUUUGAUGAACUUUAGCAUUUGCCAUAGGCCUGUAUAAUAGAUAGAGUAUAACACUUUUAAGU